Molecule: messenger RNA, 853 nt
Organism: Manduca sexta (tobacco hornworm)
Lineage: Eukaryota; Metazoa; Arthropoda; Insecta; Lepidoptera; Sphingidae
Gene: Dlc90F
Product: dynein light chain Tctex-type 1
Exons: 3
Coding region: 153-503 (116 amino acids)
Biological process (GO): microtubule-based movement
Cellular component (GO): cytoplasm; cytoplasmic dynein complex
Molecular function (GO): dynein intermediate chain binding
Source: RefSeq, a predicted model, not a curated record
CAAUAUGCAAUAGACAAAGCGUCUGCAGCCUGCAAGGCUGCAUCAUAAAUGUCAAUUUUGGAAUUGAUUUCUAUCCAUAGCGUCAAAAAUUUUGUUUUCGUAUCAAAACGACUUCCAGACAACACAUUUUGAGUUUGGUAAUAUUUUAAAUCAUGGAAGUAAAAGAAUGUAGCGAUUUGGCUGAAGAAAAUCAAUUCAUUGUCGAUGAUGUGAGUAAAAUAAUUAAAGAAGCUAUAGAAAACUCUAUUGGAGGUACUGCUUACCAGCACAACAAAGUGAACCAGUGGACAUCGGCUGUUGUGGAAUCAUGUCUUGGACAGCUAACAAAACUACAAAAGCCUUAUAAAUAUAUAGUGACAUGCACAAUAAUGCAAAAGAAUGGUGCCGGACUCCACACAGCAUCUUCAUGUUUCUGGGAUAACAAUACGGACGGAUCAUGCACUGUCCGUUGGGAAAAUAAAACAAUGUACUGCAUUGUCUCCGUCUUUGGCCUUGGCAUUUAAUAUUAUUCUAACAGAUUUGCUUUUAAAUCUUUUGUGAAAUCAAGAACUAUAUUUAACAUAGCCAUCUAUGAUUUGCUUGCAAGAGUUUGUAAAUUAAAUUGUAGUAUGCUAAAUAUUAUUCUUAAGAACUGUAAUGCCUUUAAGUAAUAUUAUUGUAUAACAUUGCAAUAAUGAACAAAUGGUAAAAAGAAUUAAUAUAGGGAAAGGACAGUGCACAUAAAAAUUAAUUUUGCAAUAUGUAAACACAGAAUUAUUUAUCUUUAAUUUCAGUAAUACAGACUUAUAGUCAUUACUUAAUUUUAAGUAAGUAGGAUAUAUUUUCGUACACAAUAAAUAAUUAAAAUCUCCAA